Cucumis melo (muskmelon) is the source of this 2032-nucleotide messenger RNA. Its product is annotated as hydroxyethylthiazole kinase. The coding region runs from base 25 to 927 and encodes 300 amino acids. The record is from RefSeq and is a predicted model, not a curated record. Gene Ontology annotation, molecular function: ATP binding; hydroxyethylthiazole kinase activity; magnesium ion binding. The transcript has 3 exons. Gene Ontology annotation, biological process: thiamine biosynthetic process. Lineage: Eukaryota; Viridiplantae; Streptophyta; Magnoliopsida; Cucurbitales; Cucurbitaceae.
AAAUGGUUAAAAUGAGGGAAGGCGAUGAAUCCAAUUCUCGAACAGUGCGAAUUGAGAAAGACAGAGAUAACAUAUCAUCAAGCGAUGAAUUCGAAGCACGAUGAAGACGAACAACAGCGACGGCAAUGGGGAACAAGAGCGUGGGCCACACUCUCCGCCGUACGAACCCGAUCCCCGCUCAUCCAAUGCAUCACCAACUUCGUUUCAAUGGAUUUAAUGGCCAAUACUCUCUUAUCCGCCGGAGCCUCGCCGGCCAUGCUUCAUUCCGUCGAGGAGUUGCCAGAUUUCACUCCCAACGCUGACGCUCUCUGCAUCAAUGUUGGCACGCUUUCUCCCGCCUGGUUGCCCGCCAUGAAGUUCGCCAGUGAACUGGCGGUAAAGGCCGGGAAGCCUUGGGUUCUCGACCCGGUGGCGGCCGGAGCGUCUAAAUUUCGGAUGAUGGCUUGUUUGGAGCUUAUGAAUUUGAAGCCCACCGUUGUUAGAGGGAAUGGGUCAGAAAUAAUCGCUCUGUCUAAAGCUUCUUUGGAUUCCAGUAUGGGUGUGGAUAGCGGUCAUGAGUCGGUGGAUGCUGUAGAAGCUGCCAAAUCAUUAGCUCAUUCCAGUGGAGCAAUAGUAGCAGUAUCAGGAGCUGUGGACAUAGUUACAGACGGGAAGCGAGUUAUUGGCGCUCGUAAUGGAGUGGCCAUGAUGCAAAAGAUUACAGCAACUGGAUGCUCAGUAACAGCCCUUAUUGCUGCCUUCCUUGCUGUCGAUCAACUUCAUGCUUUAGAAGCCACAGCUUCGGCUUUAUCAAUAUUUGGAAUUGCAGGAGAAAUGGGAAUGGAUGUGGCAAAGGGCCCUGCAUCACUACGAACUCAUUUGAUUGAUUCACUUUAUGGGCUCGAUGAAGCUGCUAUAAUCUCGCGAAUAAGGAUCUCCAGCUUGUAAUUAAAUUUUGGACGCGGGUUUUAUGUAUGCUGCAUUUGAUAGAAACUACAGACCAUGGUUGCAUUCAUCACCACACAUAUAUUGCGUUGUUCUUUGUUCACCACACUGGUUCUCAGUAGGUUAGAUGUACAAGGACCCUCAGCAAUGUUUCUGCUCCAUCUGCCACAUGCUGGCCCGGAGGAAUGAGGGAUCGCACCUCUGCAAUCCCACGUGCAUUCUUGAACUUGCCAGUUCCUCCAGUCACUGACAAAUGCGACGAGGGGCUACCAAUCCUGAAUACUCCAUAGAAGUUGAGACUGUCACCAUAUUCUCCUCCUUCAACCAUGGCUGUAAAUGCCAUCAUCUGCGUAGUUCCAUCAGCCGAACUAGCCACAUAUACCCCUUGGGCCUGGCCAAUUGACUGCGAGCCCAACUCUGGUGCGGUGGUCAAGACGUCAUCGAUGACCGUAAUUGUUCCAAAGCCUAACCCCAACCCAUCGGGUCCCAGUUGGGUCUGGGGGACAUUUUGUGGGUUGGGAUUUCCAGCAAAAGCAGUGCCGGACAAGCCAGUCCCUAGAGGGAUCCCAUUGAUGCCAUUCACAGUAGGGAGAGCACCAUUGGCAUUUGGGAUCGCAACACCAUCGUCUGGGGGAAGAAACCCUAUAGGUGUUGCAAAGGGUACUUGACCAGUGUAUAUGUUCCCCAGCAGACCAGUAAUCGGUCUCGCCGUUGGGCUGGCACCGCCAAGAAUGUCGUGCAUAUAAAAUUCAAGUGGCUCAUGUCCCCCGACAUUGGCAGUGACAGCUGCAGACCUAAACGCCACAAAAUGCACUACGAUGAUUGCUGUUGCAAGGAAGGCGGGAAAAGAUGCUUGUUUCAUGAUUAUGUUGGAGAGUCAGGUAUGAAGAACUUCUCUUGCCUGUAGAACUCAAAAAGAUUAUAAUUCUUGUGGUGAUAUGCAAAUGAGUUCAAACUCUACUCUUUAUAUAGUGAUGAAAUUAUUAGAUCAAUUUGGAUUUUGGAGUUGGUAUUAACCACCAAAAAUGGUGAAGUUGUUGGAUUCUGUUCUUGAAGACAUGCAUAAUGUUUUUGUUUCAUCUAUCAAAGUUAUUUGCUUUCAUUUUCA